Molecule: messenger RNA, 1680 nt
Organism: Prunus mume (Japanese apricot)
Lineage: Eukaryota; Viridiplantae; Streptophyta; Magnoliopsida; Rosales; Rosaceae
Source: RefSeq, a predicted model, not a curated record
GGGAAACCCACACACGCCACGCACGUGCAGGAUGACCCGGAAAACCUGCGAGUAGGUCUGAAUUCCGCACUCGAGAGCGUGCACUCCGUUCCCCUCAUCCUCGGUUUAAUUUUGAUUGUUUUUAACGAGGCAAAUGACACUGAGGGAGGAGACUGAGUCAGGCGUUUAAGAAUCGUUCAGCUGCUCAACUCUUAUCUCGCCCAGAAACACCACAAGCUGCUACACGAACAAGAACACCAAAACCAAUUUAAUUUAAUUGAAAAAGUUUUCAUCUUUUUUCUUUUCUUUCUUUUUUUGUUUGAUAAACCUAUCGAAAAUAUCGAAAUGGAUCGAAAAGCUCUCGACUUCGACCUCAAGGCCUUGCUUUCCUACGCCUCCGCUAACGUCACUGGCUUUCCUCCCUCUCCCUCUAAUUUCACAAUCUCGAAGUUUGGGCAUGGGCAAUCGAAUCCGACGUAUAAGCUGGAGGUGGGUUCGGGGGCUUCGCUGAAACGCUACGUUUUGAGAAAGAAGCCUGCGGGGAAGUUGCUCCCGUCUGCUCAUGCCGUCGAGAGGGAGUUCCAGGUUCUUCAGGCAUUGGGUACUCAUACACUGGUUCCGGUUCCUAAGGUGUUCUGUUUGUGUACCGACCCAAGCGUGAUUGGAACACCCUUUUACAUCAUGGAGUUUUUGGAAGGACGCAUUUUUCUCGACCCCAAGCUACCGGGUGUAGCACCUGAGAAGAGGAGGGCACUUUACCAAGCAACUGCAAAAGCUUUAGCAUCCCUACAUUCUGCUGAUGUUGAUACCAUUGGUCUAGGAAAAUAUGGGCACCGUGACAACUAUUGUAAACGGCAGGUAGAGAGGUGGGCAAAGCAAUAUAUUGCCUCAACUGGUGAGGGCAAGCCCAAGAGGAAUCCAAAGAUGUUUGAGCUGAUUGAUUGGUUACAGCAGCACAUUCCUCUUGAAGAUUCUUCAGGAGCUGCAGCAGGCUUAGUUCAUGGGGACUUUCGCAUUGAUAAUCUUGUGUUUCAUCCUAUUGAGGAUCGAGUCAUUGGCAUUCUUGACUGGGAAUUGUCUACUCUGGGAAACCAAAUGUGUGAUGUUGCGUACAGCUCUUUGCCUUACAACGUGGACCUUGGGGUUGAACAUGGUGAAGGUUUGGAACAGACCGGGGUUCCAGAAGGGAUUCCGUCUCAGGCACAGUAUGUGGCAGAAUACUGCUCUUCAUCUGGAAAGCCAUGGCCAUCUUCGGAGUGGAAGUUCUAUAUUGCCUUUUCUUUAUUUCGCGGAGCAUCAAUUUAUGCAGGAAUAUAUAGUAGAUGGAUCAUGGGUAAUGCUUCAGGAGGAGAGAGUGCCCAGCAUGCAGGGGAAAGAGCUAAUUUCAUUAUAGACUUUGCAUGGGAAUUUAUUAGACGAGAAUCUGUGCUUCCCAAGCAUCCUCCAUCAGACUACUUGAAAAGAUCUGGACACGAAAGUGAAGAUCAAGUAUUUUCAAAAGGGGGAGGGAAGUUUGUCCCCGGUAAAAGGGUUUUGGAAUUGAGAAACAGGUUGUUAAAGUUCCUGGAAGAUCACAUAUAUCCCAUCGAAAAGGAAUUCUACAAACUUGCUGAGUCUACCUCACGUUGGACAGUCCAUCCAGAGGAGGAGAGGUUAAAGGAGCUAGCAAAGAAAGAAGGCCUAUGGAACUUAUGGAUACCU